AAGCAGCACACAAUCCAUUGUUUUGUUUGCUUGUUUGUUUGGAUAUACAUUAUAAAUAUAAUAGACUAUUAAAGUGCCCAAGAAAUCUGAUUUUCCAACGUUAUCUUCUUUUAGUCUAUGAUCAUAUAUAUAAACAAGAGAGGAUGCAUAUCUUACCCCAACUUAUUACGUUCCGUGUGUUGUGUCUUUUGUCAUUGGUAGAAGAAAAAGACAAAACUCAAAUUAUGAACACGAAGAACAACGUCCUUGUGGACGUGUCACCAUUCUUGUUAUUCGAAGCAUCUGCAGAUUCCGAAACUCGUGAAGAAGGUGGCCACGAUGGAUAUGAUGAUAAAGAUCAUGGGAAUGAUGCUGAGUCAACGAGUCAGGUGACGGGUGGGUCGGCUGAUUUUGACUCGGUGGAGAUGGAAGAAGAAGAAAAAGAAGAAGAGCUAGUCACGGGAGAGAAAGAGGAGGAACACGAUGAGGAAGAGGUGAAUAGUCACGGGAGGUGGCCGGAGAGUAGAGAAAAUGAAAGCGGGAGCGUUGAUUCGUCUUGCACGAGGAAUGAUGAGAGGUUGAUGAGGAGGAAGAUUGAAAAAGAUCGAAUGUUUUGGGAAGCUUGUUUAGCUUCUUAGCCUGUAUGCAUCAAAUUAUUAAUUAGUGUGUUAUUGUAUGUUUGAAUAUAUUGUUUAAAAUACCUGUAUGUAAUAGAUAUGUGAUUUGUCAGCUAAUCA
Brassica oleracea var. oleracea is the source of this 716-nucleotide messenger RNA. Its product is annotated as histone chaperone ASF1. The record is from RefSeq and is a predicted model, not a curated record. The transcript has a single exon. Lineage: Eukaryota; Viridiplantae; Streptophyta; Magnoliopsida; Brassicales; Brassicaceae. The coding region runs from base 144 to 617 and encodes 157 amino acids.